AUGGGAGCUCCGUUGGAGAAGGUCUACAGUUACUUCAGCUUCCCUGUGCGCGUGCGGCAAGUGCUGGAUGUUGACGCCAUCGGCGAGAUUGACAAAGGCGCGCUGCAUUUCAUUCCCUGGCCCGCCUCGGCGUCCUCCUACCAGGAGGACUUGAGCAACGUCGCGAAGGAGCUUCCGCUGUCCAUCCGCGUGGAGGUCACGGAUUGGUACUUCAUCAAGCCAGGUGGCCGCAGCUGGCCCGAGUACCUGGAGACCCUGAAGCCCAGCCACGCCAAGAAGAUCCGCAGGUACGGCAAGCAGCCCGAGAAGUGCGGCUACAGCGUCAAAGUGGAAGAUCCGGAGCAUUUGGAUCUUGCCACAAUCGAGAGAUGCUAUGAUCUCCUGUGCCAGACGAUGCUGCACAAUGGGGAUCGCCAGUUCUACACCAAGGAGUCGUUUGCGCAGCAUCUGCGUUCGCAGCCCGUGCUUCUGGCAUCGAGCGGUGAGCGCAUCCUGGGCUUCUACAGCGGGGCGGUGAUUGGCCACGACCACGACGCUAGCUUCCGGAGCUAUUCUGUGUACCACAACCUCUUCAUCGAGCACGUGAAGCGUGGCUUCGAAGAAGGGGAGGAGAUGGUGGACUUGGGAAAUGCCGGCGACGACUUCAAGCGCGAGCUGGGUGCGGAGGCUUUCCGCCUGGUCUUCAGCCUCCGCGCGGCCCGAAGCUUCCAUGGGGCGCUGGGCCUUACGCUCUGGGCGGCUCACAGCUGGCUCGAGGUCUUGCUCCACUUUCGGGAAUGGCCCCUCUGGGCGCAGUGCGCGGCCGCCCUUCUGCUCGUGUUCUUGCUCUGGUGCCGCGUCUCCCGGUGGCUCGACACCCUGAACGCCCUCACGUGA
Molecule: messenger RNA, 876 nt
Organism: Symbiodinium natans
Lineage: Eukaryota; Dinophyceae; Suessiales; Symbiodiniaceae
Source: the annotation of a GenBank genome assembly